Messenger RNA from Mus caroli (Ryukyu mouse), 1568 nucleotides. RefSeq names its product C-type lectin domain family 2 member F-like. Gene Ontology annotation, biological process: regulation of natural killer cell mediated cytotoxicity. Gene Ontology annotation, cellular component: cell surface; plasma membrane. The record is from RefSeq and is a predicted model, not a curated record. NCBI's taxonomy places the organism in Eukaryota, Metazoa, Chordata, Mammalia, Rodentia, Muridae. Gene Ontology annotation, molecular function: signaling receptor activity.
AGAGGACAGGGCCAGUGAGAUGUCUCGUGGCCCACCAUGCAGAACCAUCACCCUGGAGUGGUGUUAUCUCUCCCAUUUAUCAAUCUUGCUCUAGUCUUGAUUCCAAAGAAACUCAGCCCUCCGAGUCUAGAGCUUUGAAGACAACGGAUACAACUAUCAGUUCUCCUUUCCGCUUAAGAAUUUUCUCAAUCUCUGUAGUCACUGGAGCGCCAUUUCUAUGCUGACCGACACUUCACCCAGACUACCUCAGACAAGCCAUGAACUCAGGCAUCGCAGGUUAAUGUUCGAUUCGAAGAAAGUGCUGACGCUUUGGACCCUGCUAGGUGGUGCUGUUGCUGUUCUUCUUUGGGGGUUUUUCAGUUUUCCUAGAAAAUUUACAGUUACAAGAACAGCCAGAAACAAGACAUGUGAGGAUGGGGUAAAGCUGUGCCCUAAAGACUGGAACAAAUUACGUCGGAACUGCUUCUCUAGUAUCCAACAUAAAAGCUCAUGGCUUACUGCCAACGACACCUGUGAACUCCAUGAUGCAACUCUGGCUGUGUUCAUCGACAAAACUGAAUUGGAAAUUUUGAUGAAUCAAAUGCAGGAGAUGAAAACAUAUUGGAUUGGACUGCACAGACAAAAUUUAUUAGGAAUCUGGGUUUGGACAAAUGGAAGCAAAUACAACAAUUUGCAUGACAUCCAAGAUCAUGGUCAGUGUGCCUUUGUGCAUCAAAAGGGCAUAGACAGUACCAAUUGUGAGGAUCAAAAAGAAUUUAUUUGUACCAGAGAAGGCCAGUGCCCUUGAAGAUUUCUUCCAUCCAAAGGAACAUGAAGAGCAGUGUCUCAUUUUGUCUGUAAUGUGUAUUCCUUUCCAUCGACAUCACUUUAACUCUAAUUUGACUGACAAACAUGUACAUGAAUGUUAUCUUCAUUGAAGUAGUGACUACAAAGCCUAACAAUUAAACCAAGCUUGGCGUGGUACUGCUGCGUCAUCGAGGUUGGUGCAUUUGAAGCUAUGGCCAUGAAGGGCCUUGCUCAGAAGUGAUCCAUCUCAGUGGAGCACACCAGAGGGCAUAAAGAAUAAAGAGGAGGAUCCCUCUGCUUGUCUAAAAUUCAGUGACAUCUUCCAAGAAGAAAAACAAGAGCUACAGGACAGGGUGAGCAUAAAAAAUGCUUUGUUUGCCCUCCAAUAAUACAUGAUUCACGUUGAACUGUGAAGGAAGGCAAAGGGGGAGAAACUAUUGUGAUUGAGGUCCCAGUGUCACCAGUGAGGACCAGGCAACUCACCACAGGUCUCUGCCAAACUGUAAGACUUGAGGUAACCUGGAUUUGUUGUUGCCAUAGUUGUUGAAAGAAUAAAGGACACAGAUUUCGUGAUGAGUCAGUAUGAACAGAACGUGGGCACCCGGAAGUAGAGAGGAACAUGAAGCAAAGAAACUCUGUGACCUUGAAGAAUCCAUGGAGGUCAGCCUAAAUUCCAAAAGCUGUUUCCCUCAGAUUCUGAAUAACACUGAAAUGAUCUUGACGGAAAGGAGGUACAGACAUUAACACUGGUCAUCAUUAAAAAAAAAAAUCUCUUCAACUAC